AGUCACUCUGACAUAAGUGCUCAGCCCAGCUCACACACGCACCAACUACAACUACACAAAUACAGACAUAUAUUCACAACGUAGGUCUGCAGUCGUCGUGCAAAUAACUCAAUUAAGAACAAACUAUAGAAGGGACUAAAGAAAGGGGACCAGACUGUGAAGGUGCUUAUCCAGAAUCCUGAGGGCCUGAAGCGGGGAGGCAGGUUGGACGAGCGCUUUGUUAAUCUCAGCUUCACCAGCCAUCACAAACCUCCAGUCAUCGCCAGCAGGUGAAGGACCCAUCCACAGGUUCAUCAACAAGCUGGAUUGUUAAUAGUGCCUUUGCAAUUCCUUUGUGAGUUUUGACAACAGGUGAGGGAGCAGUGACGUUGUUCACCAAAUACCAUGGAUGAGGAGGACGAUAAACACUCUGUGGACAUCCAUGAUAAUCCUCCAGCUCCUGACAACGUAGUGAAAGAGGAGGGCGACACUGUCUAUUUCAUAUAUGAGGAGGAAGUGGAGGUGGAGGAGAAGGAACCAGAGCCUCCUCCAGAGCCAGUUCUUCGGGUCAAUGACAAACCCCACAAAUUCAAGGACCAUUACUGCAAGAAACCCAAGUUCUGUGACGUCUGUGCUCGCAUGAUAGUCUUGAACAACAAGUUUGCUCUGAGGUGUAAAAACUGCAAGACUAACAUCCACCACUCAUGUCAGUCCUACGUCGAAUUCCAGAGAUGCUUCGGCAAAAUUCCACCUGGGUUCAGACGAGCCUACAGCUCCCCUCUGUACGGCAGCGACCAACCGGAUCCAAACAAUCCAAAUCGGAACGACCCUGUCUUUGACACCCUGCGCGUCGGCGUCAUCAUGGCAAACAAGGAGCGGAAAAAGAAUGAAAAUGACAAAAAAAAUAUAAUGAUGAUGGAGGAGGAGGAGGAAGAGAAUCAACAACCCAAAGAGAAUGAGGAGGGAGGAGAGGGGAAGCCUGAUGACAAGAAGGAGAAAGGUGGGGACAAAGCGGACGACAAGAGCAAGGGCACGUUCUCCCAGUCCCAUUAUUACCUGGCUCUCUACCGCUUCAAGGCAAUCGAGAAAGACGACCUUGACUUUCAUCCUGGUGAUCGGAUCACAGUCCUGGACGACUCCAAUGAAGAGUGGUGGAGGGGGAAGAUGGGGGAGAAGACAGGCUACUUCCCCACCAACUACCUCAUAAAAGUGCGGGCGUCAGAGAGGGUUUACAAAGUGACGCGCUCCUUCGUAGGGAACAGGGAGAUGGGACAAAUCACGCUGAAAAAAGAUCAGAUUGUAGUGAAGAAAGGAGAUGAGAAAGGGGGCUACCUGAAGGUCAGCACUGGGCGAAAGCUGGGCUACUUCCCUGCUGAUCUGCUGCAGGAGAUCACAGUGACAUGAAAAAACACAAUAUGUGACGAAAAGGCGCCGUCACAAGGAACCACCAGUUCCUGCGCCUAUAAUCAUUAGAAAAUACAUUUGCUGUAUCACGACGCCCGAGAGAUUAUUGAUUUAAUAGUUAAAAAAUAGUUUUAUUUUGCAGUUGCUAAGAGAAAUUUAGGUGGCAUAUUUUAUUUGCCUGCUUAUAAAUAGAAUAGAUUUAGAGAUUAUCAGAUGCUUUUAUUUUAAGUCAUGUUAGUUAUGCUGUGCUAAUUAAAGGUAGCAAUGAGAAGAGAAACAAGAAGAGCCUUGCAAAAAGUUAUAAAGCGAUUCAGUAACUCAUCUGAAAACAAUCAUAUGAUCUGAACUGGAAGAUGUUAAAGUCAUUUGUAUGUAAUAUCAGCAUAUCUUUGUGCAAUUCUGGAAUAAAAAACAAUCUGCUUAUAACAACUGCUGGACAUAAAAUUCUGAAUUCUGAAACAUAAAUGUUUGGAAUAUUAAAUUUUAAAAGCACUUA
Messenger RNA from Betta splendens (Siamese fighting fish), 1879 nucleotides. It is a transcript of the gene stac3, whose product is annotated as SH3 and cysteine rich domain 3. Gene Ontology annotation, cellular component: extrinsic component of cytoplasmic side of plasma membrane. The record is from RefSeq and is a predicted model, not a curated record. Bases 385 to 1383 code for a protein of 332 amino acids. The transcript is spliced from 13 exons. Lineage: Eukaryota; Metazoa; Chordata; Actinopteri; Anabantiformes; Osphronemidae. Gene Ontology annotation, molecular function: protein binding. Gene Ontology annotation, biological process: positive regulation of voltage-gated calcium channel activity; skeletal muscle contraction; positive regulation of protein localization to plasma membrane.